This is a messenger RNA of Cataglyphis hispanica, 779 nucleotides long. RefSeq names its product ragulator complex protein LAMTOR3-A (gene Lamtor3). Gene Ontology annotation, biological process: cellular response to amino acid stimulus; positive regulation of TOR signaling. Gene Ontology annotation, cellular component: Ragulator complex. Lineage: Eukaryota; Metazoa; Arthropoda; Insecta; Hymenoptera; Formicidae. The record is from RefSeq and is a predicted model, not a curated record. Bases 155 to 529 code for a protein of 124 amino acids. The transcript has 3 exons.
AUUAGGCAUUUGCCCUUUACUGCGCGUGCGCACUGUCAUUCGGAACACGAUACGCGAUACGGAUAUCAAGAGGGAACGGAUAAUAACGACCGUCGUCAUAUGUCUAAAGAAUUCUCUUGAUCAGUCAUCGUUUACUUCUUGUUUCGUGUAAAAAAUGACAGUUGAAUUGAAAAAGUUUCUUUAUGAAUUAUUAAGCAAUGUGGAAGGUCUGCAUAGCAUAUUAAUUACAGACAGAGAUGGGGUACCUGUCAUAUCUGUAGCCAAUGAAAAGGCACCAGAAUUAGCUACAAGAGCUAGUUUUUUAUCUACUUUCGGAAUGGCUACAGAUCAAGGAAGUAAAUUGGGUCUUGGAAAGAAUAAAACUAUUAUAUGCAUGUAUAGUAAUUACCAGGUAAUCCAGAUGAAUAAAUUACCAUUGGUUGUUAGUUUUAUUGCUAGUCACAAUUGUAACACUGGUCAUAUAUUAUCGUUGGAAAAUAAGAUCGAUCCUAUUCUAUGUAGUUUAAAAAAUGCAGUAGUGGAAGCCUGAUGGUUACCUGUUGUCCAUUAUGGGUGAUAAAUGUUGAGUAUGGAAAUCUGUGAACUGUUGCAAAUUGUUGUAAACAGUGUUGAUCUUGUAGCAGUUAAGCAUUAAGCAGUUUUUUCAAGGAUAACAGGUUUAUUGAAAACAUUUUAUGUAUGUGAGAGAGAAAGAAAUUAAAAGUUAUUGUGUAUGUGUGUGUAUAUAUAUAUAUAUAUAUAUAUAUAUAUAUAUAUAUAUAUAUAUAUACAUACACACA